Molecule: messenger RNA, 1813 nt
Organism: Chionomys nivalis (European snow vole)
Lineage: Eukaryota; Metazoa; Chordata; Mammalia; Rodentia; Cricetidae
Gene: Arhgef39
Product: Rho guanine nucleotide exchange factor 39
Exons: 9
Coding region: 45-1052 (335 amino acids)
Biological process (GO): positive regulation of cell migration
Cellular component (GO): plasma membrane
Molecular function (GO): guanyl-nucleotide exchange factor activity
Source: RefSeq, a predicted model, not a curated record
UCUCCGGCGCGACACUGCGGGAAGCCUGGAACCCUGGCUCAGACAUGGAGAGUCCAGUCUCCACGGCGCACUGCCCGGUGCGACAGCAGCGUGCUCGUUGGGAACGGAAACGUGUCUGCACCGCUCGGGAGCUGCUGGAGACCGAGCGUCGCUACCAAGAACAACUGGGCCUUGUGGCCACGUACUUCCUGGGGAUCCUGAAAGCCAAGGGGACACUACGACCACCAGAGCGCCAGGCCCUGUUUGGGAACUGGGAGCGUAUCUAUGCCGCCAGCCUAGAGCUGCUUCCCUACUUGGAAGAAGGGCACUGGGGACCGGGGCUAGAGGGCUUCUGCUCCCACCUGGAGCUCUACACCCAGUUUGCUGCCAAUGCUGAGAGUUCUCAGGCCAUCCUUCAGACGCAACUGAAGAAGAAUAAACGUUUUCGGAGGUUCGUGCAGCUUCAGGAAGGCCGCCCUGAAUUUAGGGGUCUUCAACUCCAGGACCUGCUCCCUCUGCCUCUGCAGCGGCUCCAGCAGUACGAGAAUCUCGUCGUGGCCUUGGCGGAAAACACAGUUCCCAACAGCCCUGACUACCAACAGCUCACACGGGCUGCCCGCCUGGUGAGCGAGACUGCCCAGAGAGUCCACGCCAUUGGCCAGAGCCAGAAGAAUGACCAGCACCUCCUCCGUGUCCAGGCUCUACUCAGUGGACGCAAGGCAAAAGGGCUUACCUCAGGGCGAUGGUUCCUGCGACAGGGCUGGCUUUUAGUGGUGCCUCCCAAUGGGGAGCCCCGGCCCCGCAUGUUCUUCCUCUUCUCUGAUGUGCUCCUCAUGGCCAAGCCUCGACCCCCACUGCACCUGCUGAAGAGUGGCACCUUUGUCUGCAGGGCCCUGUACCCUAUGUCCCAGUGCCAACUUAACAGGGUCUUCGGCCAUUCAGGAGGAACUUGUGGUGGUCUGCUCAGUCUGUCCUUCCCCCAUGGGAAGCUACUGCUCAUGUCCACUGACCAUGAGGAGCUGUCACGAUGGUACCACAGCCUGACCGUGGCCAUCAGAAGUCAGAAGAGCUAGAAGUGUCCAGCCCUAUUGCAACACGAUGCUGUCAUCUACAAAUGUGCUAUCCUGGCAUAUAUGUGGCAGCUGGGCAUGUCUAAGAAGAAUCUUAAAAUUCCAGAACUCAGGAUACUCAGGGAUAGGGCAGAGCCAAGAACAAAAGGGAAUUGAGUUCAACACUGGAACCACAGGGCUCUCCAUGGGCUGACGCGGGCCAUUUAACUAGUUUAUCAAAGCAAGCUGGCAGUGGUGGCGCACGCCUUUAAUCUCAGUGCUUGGGAGGCAGAGACAGGCUGAUCUCUGAGUUCUAGGCCAGCACUGUCUACAGAGCGAAUUCUAGGACAUCCAAGGCUACAUAAGAGAAACCCUGUUUUGUUUUAAAAAACAAAACAAGAAUCAGAAAGCAGGCUUGAACCUAGCUGAGCCCCAGCUGAUCCAGCUCCUUUGACACCAUGCCAUGGGGGAGCCUCGCUGCCUAUUCAAUCUGUAGCUUUUUAUAGGAGGCCCUUUUUGUUAUCGAUGGUUUCUUAUUUUUGAGACAGGGUCUUGCUAUGUGACCCAGGCUGAUGUGAACUUGAAUUCCUCCUGCCUCAGCCUUUCAAGUGUUGGUUUGCCAGGUGUAUGCUGCCACACCUAGCUACUGUAUAGUUUCUUGAGACAAGAUUUCGCGUAGCCCAAGCUGGCCUUGAACUCCAGAUCUUCCUGAACUACCUCCUAUGUUUUAAAAGUCCUAUAAUUUAUUUCCCUGCUGGAUUUUAAUAAAGUGCUGUUUUGUUGUU